Messenger RNA from Desarmillaria tabescens, 924 nucleotides. RefSeq lists its product as uncharacterized. The coding region runs from base 1 to 924 and encodes 307 amino acids. NCBI's taxonomy places the organism in Eukaryota, Fungi, Basidiomycota, Agaricomycetes, Agaricales, Physalacriaceae. The record is from RefSeq and is a predicted model, not a curated record. The transcript has 11 exons.
AUGCCUUGCUGCGAACUUGAAGUUCCUUUCAACGUCACUUCUGCAGCAGGUUUUUUGCUCCUAGGACUCAUUUUCAACUGGGGACUUUUUGGAAUUUGCAUCGUUCAAAUUUAUAUAUAUUACCUUUCAUUUCCCAAUGACAAGUGGAGGCUGAAACUUCUGGUGUAUUCACUUUUCAUUGUGGAGACUGCGCAGACCCUUCUCGUCACUCAUGACAUGUACAAUAUAUUUGCGACGGAGUUUGGGAACAUUCGAAACCUUGGACAGAUUCACAUCUUCUGGAUCACUACGGCGAUUGCUACGGGCCUAGUGAGUAGUGCCGUACAAAUUUAUUUUGCUCACCGUAUCUGUAUUUUCUCCGGUUCGAACUUGAUAGGGUACACGCUGUCUAUUAUCGCUCUUAUACAAGGCUCGGCGGCAAUUGUUGAAGGCGUAUUCUUCCACAUUUCCACAGCCAACUUUGCUGAGGUACAAUCUGAUAGAAAAACCCAUAUUAUCGCAAUUAUAUGGCUAGCGGGGAGCGCCAUUUGCGAUGUUCUGAUAGCAUUAUCGAUGACAUAUUAUGAAAAGCUUUCUAGAGCAAAAGAGAACACGGUUUUUCGCCAAACUCGUGCAAGGCUGAAUAAAGUUAUUCGUCUCACAGUUGAGACGGGAGCAACCACGGCAGUAUUUGCUACUGCGGACAUGGUUCUUUACCUUGGGUUUCCUGGGACAGAGUACUGCGCCGUGCCCGCCUUGAUCCUGGCCAAACUUUACACGAACACUCUCCUUUAUACACUCAACAAUCGCCGAUGCGGAGCUUUCGGAGGUCAAGAUGAAUUGUCCUCGCGUGAAGGGACUUGGACUCUCCAAUUUUGGAAUCGUAUGCUCCAGACUUCGCAAGUAGGAAGCCGUGAUCCUAUCGAAGGGAUACCCACUAUUUAA